AUGGCCGACGCAGACGACUAUCUCCAAGAGGGCUUCGACCCGCGCAGCGUCACCGUCCCGCGACUGCGCUCCAUCCUCGUCACGCACAACGUCGAGUAUCCCGCCACUGCGAAAAAGACCCAGCUAGUCGAGCUCGUUGAGGAGCAUGUCCUACCGCAGGUCCCGAAGCUGCGCGCCCAACGCGCCCGCGCGAAGCGGUCCAGCAUGGGCAUCGUCAAUGCGGGCAGCGCCGAGGACAACGGAUGGGACGAACAUGAAUUGAGGCCGACGCCAGUGUCCAAGCCGCGUCGAUCAGCAUCGCCUCGAAAGGCCUCGGCCAAGGUCAAGCGCGAAGAAGAGCCAGCGCAGACGCCCGUAAAGAGCCAGCCGAAGCGCAGUUCGCGAACCGCCAGCCGCUCAGUGAGCCGACAGUCAUCGCACUAUGAAGAGGAUGAGGCCCCCCAGUAUGAAGCGCCCAGGUCGGCGCGCCGCCCUCAGCCUCCGCGAUCUGCUACACCGAAAAUCAAAGACGAGCCGGAAGUCGAGGAUGACACGCCCAUCUCAUCCCACUACACUGCUACUCCAGAAGAAGAAGAGAGCGUCUUUAGUGAUGACAAUCCAUUCCAGAGGGGCUCUCCCGCCAUCAAGACACCGAGCCGCAGACGACCGGGUUUCGAGGAGAUCCUUAGAAGCGAAAAAGCAGUCACCCGAAGACGUCAGGAUGAGUUCAUUGAGCCUUUGAGCAUUCAACGGCCGUCCACAACUGCGAGAUCCCAGGCACUAUCUUCUUCUAAGAUGAGACACAGAACGCCAGAUUGGUCCAUGGAUGCCGGCGAGGAAUUCACGCCUGAUGCGCAGCUGGAGCUUGAGGAGGCAGCCAGGAGGGGAGAGACCGAGAUUGUGCCCCGGAGGCAUGCAAGGCCCGCCCGCAAGUCAAACCUGAGGACGCCCUUCUUCGUCCUCUUCAUCUCUCUUCUCGGCGUCUACUUGGCCUGGUAUCGACAGGAAAAGAUUGCCGUUGGCUACUGCGGACUCGGCCGACCAGCGACCGAGAUUAUCCCCCCGGAUGUUCCAGUGCCCGAUUUCAUAGUUCCAUUCGUGGAGCCUUCGUGCGAGCCUUGCCCUUUGCACGCCUACUGCUACGAGGACUUUUCCGUUCGCUGCCACAGCGAUUUUGUCCUCAAGCCCCACCCCCUGUCUUUUGGCGGCCUUGUCCCACUUCCACCUACCUGUGAGCCAGACGGCGAAAAGGCGCGCCGAGUCCAGGCAGUUGCUGAUAAGGCCAUUGAGGAGCUGAGGGAACGCCGCGCCAGGUAUGAGUGUGGCGAAUUGGUCGACGAGUCCGGCGCCCAAAUCAGCUCCCCUGCCAUUGCUGAGGAAGAGCUCAAGUCAACUGUGAGCAGGAAGCGUAGCAAGAGGCUGAACAGCGAUGAAUUCGAAGACCUCUGGGUGGCUGCCAUUGGCGAAAUCACCACUCGCGAAGAAGUGAUUGUAGAGAUUGCAACGACUACAUCGUCCGAUCCCUCAGGUCUUUCAAACCGCAAGCUAUCGUCCAGCUCUCUCGCUCGCCUUCCGAUCACCUGUGCGCUCAAGCGCUCCGUCCGCCUCGGGCUGGCAAGAUAUCGAUUCCCAAUUGGAGUUUUAAUGUCCGUCGUGCUGGCGGUGUUCUACUUGCGCGCUCGCUACCGCCAACAUGUCAUGUAUUCGGCGCAAGUCCCGGCUUUAGUCGACCUAGUCUUGGAUCGACUGGCCAAUCAGAAGGAGUUGGGCGCCGAAGAUAUAGAUGAUCCCUGGUUGUUUUUGCCCAAUUUGAGAGAUGAUGUGCUUCGCUCUGUUCAUAAAGUGGCUGAGAGAGAGAGAAUAUGGCAAAGAGUCAAGAAGGUUGUUGAGCAGAACAGCAAUGUUCGUACCGGCCAACGAGAAGGCAGGAGUGGCGAGGUUGGCCGCGCCUGGGAGUGGAUUGGCCCUAUUAAUGGCGAGGGAGCCCGAAGAAGGCGGAUGAGUGGCAGAUGGACUAGAGAUCUGGCUGCUGAUUCACCGGCGCAGGCAGUGGAGAGCAAGAAAUGGGCUGAAGGGAGGCCAAUUUAUUAG
This is a messenger RNA of Trichoderma atroviride IMI 206040, 2070 nucleotides long. The record is from RefSeq and is a predicted model, not a curated record. Lineage: Eukaryota; Fungi; Ascomycota; Sordariomycetes; Hypocreales; Hypocreaceae.